Messenger RNA from Carya illinoinensis, 3310 nucleotides. Its product is annotated as beta-galactosidase-like. Gene Ontology annotation, cellular component: vacuole; cell wall. The coding region runs from base 211 to 2811 and encodes 866 amino acids. The record is from RefSeq and is a predicted model, not a curated record. The transcript has 18 exons. Gene Ontology annotation, biological process: carbohydrate metabolic process. Gene Ontology annotation, molecular function: beta-galactosidase activity; carbohydrate binding. Lineage: Eukaryota; Viridiplantae; Streptophyta; Magnoliopsida; Fagales; Juglandaceae.
CACAUACUUCCAUGCACUUCCUUGCCGCGCGCUUUCCCUCUUGGCUCUUCUCAAUCUCCAAAGAAUAAAAAGAGCACCCAAAGCAAAAACAAAAUCUGUUUUCCCUCUCCGCAGAUAUGAAGAAUUAAACCGAGGAGAUACAAGACAAAAGGCCAUUAAUUUGAGUACCAAAGAGGGAGGGAUAGGAACUUAGGAGUUUUCAAGUGGAACAUGUUGAGACCUGACAUUUGCAAGUUAUUGAUAUUGUUUUCUUUGUUUUGUUCUGCUCCAGCGUCUGUGACUUAUGAUCACAGAGCUAUUAUGAUUAAUGGGCAGAGAAGGAUUCUGAUAUCUGGGUCCAUUCACUAUCCAAGAAGCACUCCUGAGAUGUGGCCUAAUCUUAUACAGAAGGCCAAAGAAGGCAAUUUGGAUGUUAUACAGACAUAUGUGUUUUGGAAUGGACACGAGCCUUCUCCAGGACAAGUAAUGGAAAUGCAUUUAAUUCUAUUCUUUUUCUAUAAAUAUUGUGUUUUUUUCCCGAUCGACAAUAUUCUCAUUGCUUUUUAUUUUUCUAUCACUUUUCAGUAUUAUUUUGAGGAUAGGUAUGACUUAGUUAAGUUCAUCAAGCUGGUAGAACAAGCAGGCCUAUAUAUUCAUCUACGGAUUGGCCCUUAUGUUUGUGCUGAAUGGAACUUUGGGGGAUUUCCUGUUUGGCUGAAAUAUGUUCCGGGAAUUGCUUUCAGAACAGAUAAUGGGCCAUUCAAGGCGGCAAUGCAACAAUUUACAGAAAAGAUUGUGAGUAUGAUGAAAGCAGAAAAGUUAUUUGAAACUCAGGGUGGUCCUAUCAUCCUGUCUCAGAUUGAGAAUGAAUUUGGACCAGUAGAAUGGGAAAUCGGUGCCCCUGGUAAAGCUUAUACCAACUGGGCAGCACAAAUGGCUUUACGUCUUGACACUGGUGUCCCGUGGGUUAUGUGCAAACAAGAGGAUGCCCCUGACCCCGUUAUUGAUACCUGCAAUGGUUUCUACUGUGAAAACUUCCAGCCAAACAAGAAGUAUAAGCCCAAAAUGUGGACAGAAAACUGGACGGGUUGGUACACCGAGUUUGGUGGUCCAGUUCCUCAUAGGCCAGCAGAAGACUUGGCAUUUUCAGUAGCAAAGUUCAUUCAGAACGGUGGUUCUUUUGUUAAUUAUUAUAUGUACCAUGGGGGAACUAACUUUGGCCGGACAGCUGGUGGUCCCUUUAUUGCAACCAGCUACGAUUAUGAUGCUCCAAUUGACGAAUUUGGACUUCCAAGGGAACCAAAAUGGGGACAUUUGAGAGAUCUGCAUAAAGCCAUAAAGUUAUGUGAAUCUGCUUUAGUUUCUGGAGAUCUGACCAUGACCACACUAGGAAGUAAUCAAGAGGCUCAUGUAUUCAAGUCAAAGUCUGGUGCCUGUACUGCAUUUCUUGCCAAUUAUGACACAAAAUCCUCUGUAAAGGUGUCCUUCGGAAGUGGACUAUAUGACCUGCCACCUUGGUCCAUUAGCAUUCUUCCCGACUGCAGAACUGUAGUUUUCAACACUGCAAGGCUUGGUGCUCAAAGCUUUCAGAUGAACAUGAUGCCCGUAAAUAGCACAUUUUUAUGGGAGUCAUACAAUGAAGAAACUGUCUCUGCUAAUGAUGAUGGUUCAACUGAAAUGAGCGGACUCUGGGAACAAAUAAAUGUCACAAGAGAUACUACAGAUUAUUUGUGGUACAUGACAGAUGUCAAGAUAGAUUCAGAUGAAGGAUUUCUAAAGAAUGGACAAUCUCCCAUUCUCACAAUAUUUUCAGCAGGCCAUGCUUUGCAUGUUUUCGUCAAUGAUCAACUAUCAGGAAAUGUUUAUGGGGGACUGGAGAAUCCUAAAUUAACUUUUAGCGACUCUGUGAAUCUGAGGGUUGGCAUUAACCAGAUUUCUUUACUGAGUGUUACUGUGGGGCUUCCGAAUGUUGGCCUGCAUUUUGAGAAAUGGAAUGCUGGGGUUUUAGGCCCAGUCAUGUUGAAGGGUCUCAAUGAGGGCACAAGAGAUUUAUCGAAGCAGAACUGGUCUUACAAGAUUGGUCUAAAAGGUGAAGCCUUAAGCCUGCAUACUGUUAGUGGGAGUUCCUCCGUUGAAUGGGUGGAAGGAUCCUUACUGGCUAGGCAACAACCCUUGACAUGGUACAAGACUUCUUUCAGAACACCAGAAGGCAGUGAUCCAUUAGCUUUGGAUAUGAAUAGCAUGGGAAAAGGUCAAAUAUGGAUAAAUGGCCAUAGCAUUGGACGCCAUUGGCCUGGAUAUAAAGCACAGGGUGAUUGUGCAGAUUGUAGUUAUGCUGGAAGUUACGACGAUAAGAAAUGCCGGACUAAUUGCGGAGAGGCCUCUCAAAGAUGGUACCAUGUUCCACGCUCAUGGCUGAAUCCGAGUGGGAAUCUACUGGUUGUGUUUGAAGAAUGGGGCGGUGAGCCAAGUGGGAUUUCUUUAGUAAAAAGAACGAAGGUAAGUAUAUGUGCUGAUAUCUCUGAAGGGCAGUCGAAAAUGAAGAACUGGGGCAUACUAACCUCCGGUGAACUCAAUAGACCCAAAGCUCAUUUAUGGUGCCCACCUGGUCAGAAAAUCUUUCAAAUAAAGUUCGCUAGCUAUGGACAACCUCAAGGAACAUGCGGAAACUUUAAGGAAGGAAGCUGUCACUCGGACAAGUCCUAUGAUGUGCCUCAAAGGAAUUGCAUUGGAAAGCAAUCUUGUUCGUUAGGUGUAGCUCCCGAAGUUUUUGGAGGAGAUCCAUGUCCAGGUAACAUGAAGAAGCUUUCAGUUGAGGCCACCUGUGGCUAAAUAUAGCAGCUUCCAUAACACGGAAUAAAAGAUGAGCAAGGAGUACAUCUGCAGAACAUAAACAUCUACACAUCCAGGAUUACCAAAGGCAAUUAAUUCGGCUUUGCAGAAGGGCAGCAGUGUGGAGCCAUGCCACGCUGAGCACACUCCACCUGGCCAAAGCCUGAUGUAGAGAAUGAAGAUUAUCAUUCUAAAGAUGCAUCCAAUAUGCUUUGUAUGUAUAAGCAAACUGUCAUUUGUCAAAGAGCUUUAUCUAAGCAUGCAUCCAAUAUGCUUUGUAUGUAUAGGCAAACUGUCAUUUGUCAAAGAACUUUAUACAUUAUACAUAGAGGUUUUAAUGCAACUUGAGAACCUUUAAACACUGGAGACGGGCAAAUUUUCACUUGCUUGUUGAUUGUGAUGUAACGUUCUGGGUGAAAGCAGUUGCCUCCCGGAAAAAUUCAAUUGAAAGUUAUAAGUACUGGCCUCUGUAUGGCGUUUUGAUUUGUUAACUAUCAAA